CCAAAAAACUCUCUCUCUCUCUCUCUCUCUCUGAGUCAAACUGCUGUCCGUCGGUCUGUCUCAGUAAUUUUUAACUAAUCCACGAAGAAUAGAGAAAUAGAAAAGAAAAGGCGCGAUGAGAACGAACGGCGAGGUUCCACCGACAACAGUAGCACUUCCUUCGUCGACGUUGAAGAAAGAGAACUCCGACGCUCAUCCUGGGUUCUUCGGCAAGACCCGGUCGUACAAGUUCUGGGCUCUGGCCGCCAUUCUUCUCCUCGCUUUCUGGUCCUUGUUCACCUGCUCCGUCACUCUCAAAUGGUCCGCCGUUGAUCUCACCAGCUUCUCCGGCCAUACCCACUCUCACAUCCGCGACGAUCUUGAUAUUCUCGAAGUGGAGGAGAGAGAGAAGGUGGUGAGGCACAUGUGGGAUGUAUACACUCAAAGCAAGAGUAACAGACUGCCUAAGUUUUGGCAGAAGGCUUUCGAAGCUGCCUACGAGCAUUUGGUUAGUGAUAUUCCCGGCGUCCGAGACUCUGCCGUUUCCGAAAUUGCCAAGUUGUCCAUCAGCUCCAUCACUCUCGACCCGCUUCCUGCUCAAUCCCAGAGUACUAGACUUUCAAGAAAGAGCCCCAAACAAGCAGGAGAAGUCAAGCAGGCAAGUACUGUUGGGAGUAGCCGAUAACUGGAUUCUUCAUCAUGUAUUUAUGCACUUUGCCAUAUCCCACUUCCUGCUUAAAGUUCGGCAGAAAAUGGUAACGAGCUGGAGUAAUGCUGCUAUAUAUUUGAGUCUUCGAUAAUGGAAAAGACUUCAAUCCAGAUGUAGUUUACACUUGACCUUCAAUCUAGGGAUCAAAGUUUUACUCAGUUUGUCAAAAAACUUCUGUAUUUUCAAUUUUUUUAAGAGUAAUGUUAAAUACAAAUAGGUUUAUUCAUA
This is a messenger RNA of Juglans regia (Persian walnut), 916 nucleotides long. RefSeq lists its product as uncharacterized. NCBI's taxonomy places the organism in Eukaryota, Viridiplantae, Streptophyta, Magnoliopsida, Fagales, Juglandaceae. The coding region runs from base 116 to 664 and encodes 182 amino acids. The transcript has 3 exons. The record is from RefSeq and is a predicted model, not a curated record.